AUGCCCGGAAUACUUACAACCAAAGAUAGCAUCCCUCCCUUUCCCACGGACAUCCCCACCAUCCCCCUCCUCCUCAUCUCCUACGACCUCCUGACUCGUCCCAUCGGCGACCCUGCCGGAGAUGAAGAGAAGAAGCGUAUGUUCCAGGCUUGUCAUGAAUUGGGGUUCUUCUACUUGAAGGACUUGCCGGUUAACAGUGAGAGCAUGUGGGAUUUGGCGGAUGAGUUCUUUGGAUAUAGCCAGGAGGAGAAGGAUAAGUACGAUAUGGGUGCUACUGGAAAUUACUUCGGGUACAAAAAGUCCGGAGCGUUCGUGAUCGACAAGAAGGGCACCCUUGACCGCACCGAGUUCCUAAACAUUUCGAAAGAUCAAGUUCUGGGGGUCGAUCCUAACCCGGCUCCUCAACCUCGUGUGGUCACCGAGAACCCAGUGGUCCUCAAAUCAUUCAUGACAGGCUGCCAUAAUGUCGUCGAGGCUGUCUUGAGGACGCUCUCCAUUCAUCUUGGUCUGAACCCCGAGUUCCUCGGUAACCUCCACCGCAUCGAUCGUCUCGGCGGUGAUCAAGCGCGUUUCACACGGGCUUAUCCGCCGCCGGAGGGAGUAAGCCCUAUGGAUCCCAACACCAUGGCGCACACGGACUACGGCAGUGUCACGGUGCUGUUCAACCGUCUCGGCGGUUUACAGGUACUGACUCCAGGGAAUAAGGAGUGGUUGUUCGUCAAGCCACUCCCGGGGACAGCCAUCAUCAACCUCGGAGAUGCCCUCGUCAAGAUGACAGGUUCAGUCCUCCGUAGCAACCAGCACCGCGUUGUCACGCCUCCCGCUGCCCAAGCCCAAUGUAUCCGUCAGUCCAUCGUUUACUUCUCACGACCCGACAACGACGUCCGCUUGGCUCCGAUUCCGAGUCCACUUGUGACUCAAGAGAUGAAAGACGCAAGCCAGAACCCCGAGGACUACCCUACGAGUGGAGAAUGGAUUUCAAACAGGGUCAAGAGUAGGUUGCAGGUCAACUACAAGGGCGAAGAGAGCUACACCAAGGGACUCAAGGGUACCGGAUCGAGCGAGGAGGUUGACUGGUGA
This is a messenger RNA of Saitoella complicata NRRL Y-17804, 1080 nucleotides long. RefSeq names its product Clavaminate synthase-like protein. The transcript is spliced from 3 exons. NCBI's taxonomy places the organism in Eukaryota, Fungi, Ascomycota, Saitoellomycetes, Saitoellales, Saitoellaceae. Bases 1 to 1080 code for a protein of 359 amino acids. Gene Ontology annotation, molecular function: dioxygenase activity. The record is from RefSeq and is a predicted model, not a curated record.